AUGGGUGCACUCCAGAAAGCUACUGGUCUUGUGCUAUUUUUGUCACAGUUUGCGUCUGUCCAGUGUAUGAAGCUGGACAGCAAGGAUGGUAUCUUAGAUGCGUCCAAGGGUCUUGCUGGGGAUCUCAUCAGUUUCUACAAGGGCAAUGAAACUGGUCAGACUCCUGGUCUUCUGCCCGAAAAAAGAAUGGGAACAGAUGGGUAUUAUUGGUAUCAGUCGGGUGCUUUCAUGGGUUCCUUUGUGGACUAUUGGCAAUUGACAGGCGACAAAACCUACAACAAACUCGUUACGGAGGGCAUACAAUGGCAGGUUGGCAAGGGAAAGGACUUCAUGCCAGCCAACAACACAGCAAGCAUGGGUAACGAUGACCAGUCCAUUUGGGCAUUUGCUGCCCUCACAGCCGCCGAGUAUGGCUAUCCCGAACCCUCCGAGGGUCAACCUCAGUGGCUUGACCUUGCCAUUGCGGUCUGGGAAGAGCAACGCGCAAGAUGGGACACAGAAGUUGAGCAGAAGAACUGCAAUGGCGGGCUUCGAUGGCAAAUCAUGAUGACCAAUGCUGGCUUCGAUUACAAGUCGACACUUGCCAAUGUUCUCUUCUUCAAUCUUGGUGCUCGUCUCGCCAGGCUCACAUCCAACGACACUUACGCCGACUAUGCCUCAAAGACCUGGGACUGGCUCGAGACCAGUGAGCUCAUCGACAAGGAGACCUGGGCAGUCUAUGAUGGUGCUCAAGCUACAAAGGCUACCAAGAACUGCUCAAACAUCAACCAGAUCCAGUGGUCUGCCAAUUCGGCAGGGCUGACCAUGGGUGCUGCAUUUAUGUACAACUUUACCGAAGGAUCAGACGAGUGGAGGAAACGCACCGAGAACCUCGCAUCAGCAACCUUGAAGACAUUCUUCAAAAAGAAUGGAGACUUCAACGAGGUCGCGUGUGAGAAUAGCAAAGGAAAAUGCCCUCGCGACAUAGUCAUGUACAAGGGCUUCACGCACCGAUGGCUUGCAGUGGCCACCCAGGUCGCUCCCUUCACAGCCAAUUCCAUACUCCCUGUCCUUCGAAAGUCGGCAGAGGGCCUGAAGGCAGAGGGAAACGGCGGCGAUGCCAUGGAACAGACGUUCUCCAACUUUGUCGUUGUUUCCAACCUGUUGAUCGAUGAUUCUUCUGCUCCUGGUCAUCAGAAUGAGACCAGCAAGACAGAGGAAUCCCCCUCUUCGACCUCUAGCCCUGCUUCCAAGUCAUCGUCUGCUGAGGCUGAGGGUAACUCUGCCGUGAAGCUUGCGGGCUCAGGCAGCUUCCUAGCUUUCUCCGUUCUCAUGAUGGCCUCCCAAUGGAUCCUAUAG
Molecule: messenger RNA, 1338 nt
Organism: Fusarium fujikuroi IMI 58289
Lineage: Eukaryota; Fungi; Ascomycota; Sordariomycetes; Hypocreales; Nectriaceae
Product: related to DFG5 protein
Exons: 3
Coding region: 1-1338 (445 amino acids)
Biological process (GO): fungal-type cell wall biogenesis; carbohydrate catabolic process
Molecular function (GO): mannan endo-1,6-alpha-mannosidase activity
Source: RefSeq, a predicted model, not a curated record